Rhipicephalus sanguineus (brown dog tick) is the source of this 7819-nucleotide messenger RNA. Its product is annotated as leucine-rich repeats and immunoglobulin-like domains protein 3. Gene Ontology annotation, molecular function: protein binding. The record is from RefSeq and is a predicted model, not a curated record. The transcript has 19 exons. Bases 287 to 3733 code for a protein of 1148 amino acids. Lineage: Eukaryota; Metazoa; Arthropoda; Arachnida; Ixodida; Ixodidae.
AGCAGUCCGCCAGCAACCGCGGCAGGCGGGCGUGCGAGUAGUGACGGCACUGCGUGUGUUUGUAAACGGUCGUGCGCGGAGUGCGGCAUCGGAAAGCGGCGAUGUCUUCACCUCCGGUACUGGACAUCGGCAGUGAACGUCGACACCGGCCAGUGUGAUACGCUCAGUGACCACGCGACGACCAUGUCGACGUUGCAGAAACUACGCGAUCGGUGACCCGUUCGGCGGCUCCGACGGUCUUCCCUCGGAGAGGCCGGGCUUCUUCGGCGGCCGCCGAUCCGCCAACAUGGCGACCUUCUCCCAUUGGGUAUGGGUCGUUGUUUGGACGCAGUUCGUGCUUUUCCUGACGCUCUCGGCGCCCGCGGACGGGCAGAAGAUGUACUGCCCGUCCAAUUGUUCCUGCCUCGGCCCCUUUUUCGAGUGCCGUCGACGGGGAUUGACCGAAAUACCCAGGGAUUUACCGACGUGGGUCGAGAUUCUGGACAUCAGUCAUAAUGAGUUGACCGUGUUGGACGCAAGGAGCCUUCAGCACCUCUCUCAAUUAAAGCGCCUAAAAGCCGCGCACAACAAGCUCUCUGCAGUUCCAGAUCUUGGCUUUCAUCCCCAUCUAACCGACCUUAACCUAGCUCACAACGCCAUACCACAACUUACCAGUGACCUGAAGAAGCUUCCUCAACUGAGAAAUUUGGACUUGAGUUUCAACAAGAUCACGUCUAUUCCUGCUGGUGUCUUCACCAACAGUUCCAACCUUCAGCGCCUAUUCCUAAGUUCAAACAAAAUUUCGAGCAUCAAGAAUGGUUCUCUGGAAAACCUCACGAGCUUGCAGACACUUCAGCUCAACAGGAAUCGUCUCUCCACCAUUCCCAAGAACCUGUUCCUGAAUCUUAAAAGCCUCAAGCAAUUGGAGCUGGAAAAGAACCGGAUCCGUUCAAUCGAGGGCCUCAGCUUCAAGGGCCUCGAGGCAUUGGAAUCUCUGAGCCUACGCAAGAACCUCAUUAGCCACCUCUCCGACGGGGCUUUCUACUACCUCAGCAAGAUCCAGACUCUCAACCUGGAUUACAACAACAUCACUGCUGUGACCAACGGGUGGUUGUACGGGAUGUCAUCUUUAAGAUUACUAAAUCUGACCCACAAUGCCAUCACUGAAGUGGAUAUGGGCGGCUGGGAGUACUGCAAGAAGCUGACCCACUUAGAGUUGACGUUCAACAAUCUUCAGGCCAUCACCAAGAGCACCUUUGCUAAGGCGGAGUCUCUGCGUUUUCUCUACCUCGGACACAACUUGGUCUCGCACAUCGAAGAAGAGGCCUUCAAGCAGCUCAACCAACUGAAAGAACUGUACCUGGACCACAACGCCCUCUCGUGGACAAUGGAAGACACGAACGGGCCCUUCUUUGGCCUAAGCAGCCUGGUCCACCUCACCCUUUCCGACAACUUCAUCAAGUCGCUGACGUCAAGGGCGUUUGCCGGCCUGGGCCGCCUGCAAUCUCUGGACCUUUCGAGGAACCCGAUCACCACCAUCAGCAAGGGCACUUUUGCACCGCUGCGCAGAAGGCUGACCACGCUCCUGCUGGACAGCAGCAGUCUUCUGUGCGACUGCAAUCUGCUGUGGCUGCCCGCAUGGAUCAUGCGCAAGGGUUUCCAGAAGACCGUCAACGUGCGGUGCGGCCACCCGCCAGCGCUGGAGGGUCAGCGGGUGCUCGACAUCGCGGCUGACAACUUCACGUGCAAUGACUUUCCCAAGCCCCAGAUAUUGCUGCAGAGUCCCGAGAACCAGGUUGCUCUCAAGGGUCAAAACAUCACGCUCGUCUGCAAGGCAGCUACUGCGAGCUCUUCCAGGCUCGAGUUCCAAUGGAGGAAAGAACAGAAGUUCCUGUCUGACGUUGAGACCGAGGUCUCUGAGCAAGUGGAGGCCAACGACGUGGUGGUAUUCACGAGUUACCUCCACCUGAGGAACAUUCAGAAUAAGGACGAGGGCCGUUACCAGUGUGUGAUCCGAAACCAGUUUGGGUCUGUCUACUCCAAUCAGUCCAACAUCAGCGUCUACGUGCUGCCCUCGUUUGUGAAGACUCCUUCGAACCUGACAGUACGUGCCGGAGGCACGGCGCGGUUGGAGUGCGGUGCCACGGGCCAGCCGAAGCCCACGGUGUCAUGGCAGAAGGACGGAGGAGACGACUUCCCGGCCGCCAGGGAACGCCGGAUGCACGUCAUGCCCACCGACGUCGUCUUCUUCGUGGUGGGCCUCAAGGCGGCCGACUCGGGCGUCUACACCUGCACCGCCCGCAGCCGAGCCGGCGUUGUCCGUGCCAACGCCACGCUCACUGUGCUCGAGCCCCCAGCAUUUGUACGUCCCAUGCGAAGCAAGGAGGUGGCGGUCGGUGACACGGCAGUGCUGGAGUGCCUGUCAUCCGGCAGCCCCAAGCCCCGGCUCACGUGGCUCAAGGACGGAGUGCCCUUGGUGGCCACCGAGCGGCACUUUCUGGUGGCCGAGGCGCAACUUCUGGUCAUUACCGACAGCAGAACGUCGGAUUCGGGCCAGUAUGCGUGCGAGAUGACCAACACCCUGGGCAAUGAGAGGGGGCUCUCGCUCCUCAAAGUGGUGCCAGCCAAGUCCUCCCUGGGUCCCCUGGGUCCCGACGCGGAAGGCAUGACCACGGGCAUUGUGGUGAUUGUGGUCGUCGUCUGCAUCGUGGGGACUUCCCUGGUCUGGGUGUUUAUCAUCUACAAGACGCGCAAGAGGCAGCGCUCGAUGUGCAGUGCACUCCCCGAGGCCCCACCUCCAAUGGCGCCCCCGCGAAGGCCUCCCGAGCAGGAGCCCUUCCUCACGGCCGAGGCCGAUGCCGGUGACAUCCACGUGACGCGGAACAUGUGUGCCGACUCAGGUUCCGACCAUUCAAGCAAGGAGAGUGGGCACCAAAGUUGUGAUGACUUGGGCUCCCAGGUGGACACGAGUAGUCAGACGUUCAUUCUGGGGGCAAGCAGGAUGCCUUUCUUCGCACGAGGUCGGCGAGAAGGCAGCCUGAGCUCCGCGAGCGGCAGCAGCAGCAGUCAGCCGAGCCCUCCCCACGUGCGGGCAACGCUGACGAGUUUCCAGCCCAGGUCGGCAGCGGUGGCGACCGGCACCCUGUCGGAACAGACGACGUUACGGCAUUUGACGAGGCAUCCCAUUGCCCACGGGCGGCCCGGCCUUCCCUGCAGCUCUCCCUCCCCCGUCCACUCGCGAACGGCGUCAGCGACUGGACAGGCCCGGUCCCUCUCGGAGGGCCACCUGGUGCCAUCCCGGGCGGCCACCGUGCCACUCGCACGCCGGCACGUCCGCGUCCGCCGCGGUUCCAGCGCGAGCAGCGAAAGCAGCGGCGCCAGUGGCGUCCGCGGUGGCAGCAGCGAUGAGCGGGACUCGGGCUUCUCCACGUUUCCUCGAAGCGUGCGGAGCUGGAGUUCAGCAUCUCUGCACUGUCGGCUACAGCCCAGAGAGGUUGUCCCCAACGGAGGCAGCAUAGCAACAGUCAGCGGGGCGGGUUCCCAGCAGUCGUGCUGCCUCACGCCAGCCUCUGUCAGUCAACAGGACGUGUCGUCUGCCGCAGCUGCCACACAGCAGCCUGCCGUGACAGACGUCCACCUCUCACCGGGUAGGCGGCGCAGCCGAGCGACCCUCGCCGUUGUUGGCAGCAAGAGGCCGCCACAACCGUCGUCCCCCGCUCGUCACGCACCGGCCACAAUGGCUUCGGUGGUGUAGCAGCAGCAGCAGCAGCGAUGGCCGCCACCUCAACGUAUCCAGCAUAAACAGAGCAAUGUGUUGUUGUAGUGCGUGGGGCGAAAGUGAACACUUGAGCAUUUGGUGGCCGGCCCAUUUCGCGAGCGCAUUUGGCUUGCACAGCCGGUGCCAUUUGCGAUGUCACUCGCUUUCCAGAAAACGAAUGGCAUGAUAGGCGUUAAAAAGAGUAGCAAAUUGCGCGAGUUGGUAGCCGAUCGUGAUCUUAGGGGUAGUGCUAAAGUGACACGGCAUGAAAGAAUGACUCAAAAUGACUGAUGAAAUUGCCAGCCUUUGAAUGACCUUCAGUUGAAACUGAGUGCUUCGCCCAUCGUUUUGUGUCUUUCUUUCGUUAUUCGUCACUUUAGCGCCAACCCUGAGACCGUAGUAGGCAGUCGAUCUACUGCAUCGGCACUCGCUAUAAGUAAUGAAGUAGCAUGGCCCCCCUGUGGCAGGUCGUGCCAAUGGAGAAGCAACCGACCAUUUUGUUGGUUGCAUUGGUUCUCAGUAGAGAAGUCUAUCGGCUACAGUGAUUAUCACCUACAGGUGAUGAAUUCUCUUCAACAGAAUGGCUCACAGAGAGGCACUUCAGGUUUGAAUACCAAUUCGUACACGUGCCGAGAGCCGUACACAAUCGGCUUAGCCCGGUGGCUAGGUCUUUCCUAAAGCAGGGUUUGGCUGGCCACCAUUCGCCCAAUGUGUUCACUCAUUGCUCACAAACGUGAACACAAAACUGUAGAAACACCCAUAAGUUUUCUUAAAACGUGCUGGAUACUAGUCUUGCAUCACACGGGGGAUAAUGUAUGGAGAAACCUGUCAAUUGCGUUAACGCAGGCUGUUUUUCGAUCAACCAUUGGGCACCGUUUGCCUGCAGCGGAAGAGUGUGUUGCAUUGCGCUUUGUUUUUACCCAUGUGGUUAAGUUUCGUGCAGAUGUGCUCGAACUUGUAUCACUUUUCCUUGCACUCAGGCAGUCUUUCUUUUUUUUUUGCGCUAUGUUGUUUCAUGGAAUUUCUUUUUGUUGCAAAAUGUACAUACAGUUCGAAGGGGUGGGGCUGUAAAUAAAGGCGAGCCUACUUCGGGAAUAGCAUAAUUUUGUCGAAUUGCGGUUGCUCCCUAAGAGCUGCAUUUUCGGUAUGGUUGCUCCAUACGAGCCACGUCGUUUUUAGACUGUGGUGGCGGCACUUCCCCCAUUGAUGCAAGGCUGCGGUGGCGGCGCUUCGCUCGUUGCGGAGCAGCCAAAGAUGUAAUAUUACGGAGAAAUCCCGAGUGACGGAAAAAGUGGGGAGGGGGGGAGGGCGUUACAAAUGCGGCGCUUGCGCCUGCCAUUUCCACGCUGUGGGAGAUGUGCUAUUCUGUGCCAUGUUUUAGAAGACAAGAAAACUGUUACCUGUCGUCGUGUUCUCAUGCGUGCACGUGUAUAUUUUCUCCAUGUCCCUGUACAUAGCGUAGUGUGCCAGAUGUGAUCGUCGAAGUGGGUGGGGGGAUGACGUUUGGGGAGAGAUUUUUAGCUACAUAAUGUACAUAGCAGAGCACCGAAAACACCACCACCACCACCUCUCUUAAUUUAAAGAAGUAAGAAUCAAGUCAUCGUGUAUAAAUGGUUGUCUCUGUGGUUGUAUUACAUAUCUGUGGAAUUUGCUCGUAGACCCAACUGUUCCUAGGGGGUUACAAGUGCUGUGUAACAUAGUCACAUCGCUGGUGUCGAGUGUGUUUUUUUUUAACGUUUCGUGCCUCGCGUUAGUUAGCCACCUAUGGCUCUGUCUCGUCAAUGGCUGCUGGAAAAAACAAAAAGGUCUGCAAGGUUGGCAUGCGCAGGCCUCUUCGCGCAGCGUCUACGGGAAUCCGGAAGUGUCGUCGUGACCCAUGCGGGGAAACAAAAAGAGUCCGGCUUCUUUUCGCAAGUCUUGUGUAUAUAGCGUAAGUGGGGCAUCUCGUUUCGAAGCUGUUUCGGAAAAGGAAGGUGCCAAAAGAAAUGGAGGAGCACAGUAAUCGUUCGCUGCGAGAGAAACGUAAUGGCGCGCGACUGACCGUUAUUUUGCCCAGUUGGCUGUAUUCCUGGUGAAGGCAUUAGCUUAUGCGCCUAGAUUUUAACCUCCAGCGUUUCCCAAUAAACAAAACUUACCUGCAGCUACAAAAAUGUUAUUUCUUACAAACUACUGCAUGAAAAAAGUUAAAGAGGGAAAGGAACGCAGAAAUUGUAGCUGAAUUAUAGUGAUUACUUACUGUCUGGAAAAAGCUGUAGCAAUUGUUCGAGCUUGCCAUCAUCACGGAAUGUGUGCGCGCGGCCACAAGAGAGAGACAAUUUUCGGCUUUUUCUUUCUUCCGGUGCAAAAGAAAGCAUUCUCGGUGGGUUGUGAAUAGUUAUCGACAAAAUACCACUACAUACAACACGAAGUACCUGUAUAUUUUAAAAGGAAAAGCGUCGCAGUCUCAUCGUGGUCCCGCUCGACUUUCCGUUGUUCCUUUUUGUUCUUCUUCUUCUGAAUGUCGUUCGCUGUCAAUUUGUUCAGCAGCUUGCAUUGCACGUCUGGGCAUUAACCGAAUUCUCGCGUGGGCCGAAUUCCCGGUUUCGAAUUUCUCGCGACGCACGUCUCGCUCGACGAUAGCGUGAGUGUACAAAUCUCGCCGGUGCUACACUUACUUUGAGCCGUGCGCAAGUAACACCGGACUCUUGAAAAAUCCCCGUGUGCAUUCGGAAAUGGGUGGAGAGUACUACUAGCCUUUGGAAGUGCGUUAGCUCAAGUGUCGUUGUCAGUGUUUCAUAAUCAUCGCAGUCAGGUGUAAAUAUGUCACUGUACAUAGCUGUAUAGCCCUCGCGACAACGGUGAGAUUUCAUUGUAGCCUUAGUCAAUGUCCAGAGAAUAUAGUUUUAUUUAAAAAAAUCGUCGGCCCACACUCGCAGGGAGAACGUUUUCGUACAGGCAGCGGGGGAAUGCACGAACGUUUGUUUCGUCUGCGGAAAAAGACGAUGUCGCGCUAGUACAUUAAAGAAAACGAAAAGAAAAGCUGCUGGAUUGAUCUUUUGCACCAGUUCUUUUGCAGCUGUUAAAGGACAUUGCCGGUAAAGUCCACUUCCCAGUGAAUUCGCUCGGCUGCGCUUUUCCUGCAAAGAGCUUUCUUUAAGUUUUAAGAUUUUUUUGGUUCGGCCUGUGCAAAUUUUGAAUUUCGAGGUUGUACCAUUGCUUCCCGCUCCUCUGGAAUUGAAUUAGUUUCCUCUGAAAACAUGGCAAGGGUCAGUUGCGUUAAUACGAGGCUGCGUGCAAGCAUUUUUUUUCUUUGUACAGUUUCACUCAGGAAGGCAUUGACAUCGUUUGUAUUGCCCGGAAGAAAAAAGAAUACAUAAAUGAAGACUGAGGAAAACAUUCCCCAUCCGCAUGGUUUAUACUUUCUAUGAUUUUAUUAUUUAAAUUAGUUUUCUUUUUUGCAAGCUUCAGUGCCCCAGUGCCAAUCACCGUGUGUCAGGGUCCGCCACCUACUUUUUCCCCGAAGUUUCCAAAGGGGCAAUUGUUUCUUUGGUGUUGAUAUAUAAUAUACAUUAUUGGUAUUGUAGAUAGCAAAUUGUAAUUAAGUGUAUUUAAGACUACAUGUAGGUUUUUAUUAUUUUUUUUCUUCGACGAGAAAAAAGAGUGAUGGAUAUAGUGCCACUGCAAUAUGUCAACGGUCUAAACCAGUCCCUUUUCUUUUUUUUUUUUUUUUGAUUCUCAGUUGUGCCAUAUAUGUUCUCAGUACGUCUGAGCUCAUCUACGUUGUUCUGUAGAUUGCAAAUUAAUGCCAGCGACUGUUUUUACAGCCGGCCUCUGUUAGGUCAGAGAGAAUCUGCAACGUCUUCUUGUGUUUACUUGUGCUGUGGACGCAUUGCAUUUGUUAUUUCCUGAAUUCACCAUUUUGCCAAAUUUAUCAGCCUUGUUGAUGUUAGCUUUUUUUUUUUUUUUCCUGUUUCACACGCUUUCUUUUGCCAUAAACGAUGGUGACACAUUUUUAAAGACUCAAAGAUAUGUCUAGUAUUGUUUGUUUGUUGCAAUAUGCAGUGGCAAUAUAAAGAGUUGUAAUAAAACUCAGUAUGCACAGUA